Messenger RNA from Rodentolepis nana, 633 nucleotides. Lineage: Eukaryota; Metazoa; Platyhelminthes; Cestoda; Cyclophyllidea; Hymenolepididae. The record is from the annotation of a GenBank genome assembly.
AUGUUCUCGUUUAGUGAACCCUCACCUGCCCUCUCAUGCUUUGUCAUCGCCAUUCCUCGGCUCCUUUGGAGGGAGAAAAGACGUGAUUCGAAGUACCGAGACGGAUCACGCCGCCAACUCCUUGUUGUGACGUUGUGGCUGCUGGAGGAUGAUGAGCGAGUGGGUGACGUUGACUUCAAGAGCGCUACUAUGCACAAUGAAGACGAUGAUGGAGAUGCCAGAGUUAACGGCUCUCCCCGCGCCUCUCCUCCACCCAUCUACACGCCACCACCUGCCAAUCUCCUCUCACCCCUCCACUUAUGCAUUCUCCCUGUGGGUUUCGAGGCAUUUCCCCAAUGCCCUCGCAUAGUCACCCUCCUCUUUGCCCCUCAUCGGCUCCAACUACUGCUCCUUCUCUCGUCAUUCCCUCAGUCGCGCCACAAUUUCAUCCCGCAACUUAUGAGUAGUAUGCACACCACACACUGCCCCGAAGUGCCACCGCCAUCACCUCCGCAAUCCCAAUCGUCGACAUGGAAGGAGUGUGGCACUCGUCGUCACGGUGUGAGCCAUGCCACUAGAAUCGAAAUCAAUGUGACAGGAGGAUUAGGAGGAGAAGGAGGGGGAGGAUGGUCUACUGAAAUGACGCAGAAGUGA